This is a messenger RNA of Aplosporella prunicola CBS 121167, 597 nucleotides long. RefSeq lists its product as uncharacterized. NCBI's taxonomy places the organism in Eukaryota, Fungi, Ascomycota, Dothideomycetes, Botryosphaeriales, Aplosporellaceae. The transcript is spliced from 2 exons. Bases 97 to 480 code for a protein of 127 amino acids. The record is from RefSeq and is a predicted model, not a curated record.
CAUCCGAAGACUUAACUCUAUAACAACCACGACGUCCACCCAUCACACCACGCCUGCAAACACCACCACAGCCACCCCAAACACAACACAAGCAAAAUGCCCGGACUCUUCUGGACCAUUGGCUCUCUCUACGGCGCUUCCAGCGUCAUGCUCGGCGCCUUCGGCGCCCACGGCCUCAAGAAGCACGUCUCGGACCCCGCCAAGAUCGCCAGCUGGGGCACCGCGGCGCAUUACCAGCUCAUCCACUCCUCCCUCGUCCUCCUCACCGCCGUCGCCGUGCCGCAGAACAAGCUCGCCAUGGGCCUCUUCACAGCCGGCAUGACGCUCUUCAGCGGAAGCAUCUACCUGCUCGUGCUGGACCCGCAGCGCUUCCGGCCGCUGGGCCCGCUCACCCCGCUCGGCGGCCUCUGCUUGAUUGGCGGCUGGGCGGCCCUCGCCUUCGGCAAGAGGCCCGUCUUCCCCAAGUUCCCCAAGGCGUGAUCGAGCAAGCGCUGUUGGCUGCUAUGUUGUUGUAGAAGUAGAAGCAUCUUUUGCUUCCACCCGCUCUAGAUGUUUGAUUAUCCAGAGAAAAGUCAUUUUGUAGAUGCUCUGAUGAAC